AUCUUGUGGGUCAGGUUGGACAACAUCCAGUGAAAAUGUCGCAGUAUUCUGGAAAGAUCGUGUUUUACGAGGGGAAAUGCUUCACCGGGAGGAAGCUGGAGGUGUUCGGCGACUGUGAUAACUUCCAGGACCGUGGCUUCAUGAACCGCGUCAACUCCAUCCGCGUGGAGAGUGGGGCCUGGAUCUGCUAUGAUCACCCCGACUUCAAGGGCCAGCAGUACAUCCUGGAGCGUGGCGAGUACCCCGAGUUCCAGCGCUGGAACUCCCACAACGACCACAUGGGCUCCUGUAAGCCAAUCAGGAUGCACGGUGAGCACUACAGAAUUGAGCUGUUCGAGGGUUGCAACUACUCCGGCCAGUGCGUUGAGCUGUGCGAUGACUGCCCCUUCCUGCAGAGCCGCGGCUUCACCAAGACCUGCAUCAACUCCAUCAGGGUCUACGGUGACGGAGCCUGGGUGAUGUACGAAGAGCCCAACUUCCGUGGUCGCAUGUACAUCGUGGAGAGAGGCAACUACUGCAGCCACAACGAGUGGCAGGCCCAGAACCCCAACAUCCAGUCCAUCCGCAGAGUCGUCAACUACUUCUAAGCCCCAUCCCGAGCGCCUCAACGACACCCCCGCCAUCCCUGAACCCUCCACCACGAACUCUGUCUUUGCUCCCCACCCUGCAUUCUCUCUUCCUUAAAGAAAUGUAAAAUAAAACCAAGCUAAACCAUGA
Messenger RNA from Clupea harengus (Atlantic herring), 717 nucleotides. RefSeq names its product crystallin, gamma N2 (gene crygn2). NCBI's taxonomy places the organism in Eukaryota, Metazoa, Chordata, Actinopteri, Clupeiformes, Clupeidae. Gene Ontology annotation, molecular function: structural constituent of eye lens. The record is from RefSeq and is a predicted model, not a curated record. Gene Ontology annotation, biological process: lens development in camera-type eye; visual perception.